Setaria italica (foxtail millet) is the source of this 1864-nucleotide messenger RNA. Its product is annotated as ubiquinone biosynthesis monooxygenase COQ6, mitochondrial. The coding region runs from base 135 to 1703 and encodes 522 amino acids. The transcript is spliced from 10 exons. Gene Ontology annotation, molecular function: FAD binding; oxidoreductase activity, acting on paired donors, with incorporation or reduction of molecular oxygen, NAD(P)H as one donor, and incorporation of one atom of oxygen; 2-octaprenyl-6-methoxyphenol hydroxylase activity. The record is from RefSeq and is a predicted model, not a curated record. Gene Ontology annotation, cellular component: mitochondrion. Gene Ontology annotation, biological process: carotene biosynthetic process; xanthophyll biosynthetic process; ubiquinone biosynthetic process. NCBI's taxonomy places the organism in Eukaryota, Viridiplantae, Streptophyta, Magnoliopsida, Poales, Poaceae.
ACCCAACCCAACAGGCCGAAACCCCCCCCCACCGCACACCGGCGCGCGGCGCAGGAGCUCUCCACGGCACGGCAGCCGCGCCGCUUUUCCCCUCGUCGCUGCAGACGCCGACGCGCGCCUCCGCCGUCUCCACCAUGCUAUCCAGGCGAAGAUGCUUCACGGCGGCGGCGAAUCGGAUCCGGCCCCUCGCGAGGGCCUUCUGCGACGCACCGGCUCCGCGCGCGGAUGCGGCGCCCGGCGGGGCGCCCGGGUCGCAGGAUCGCACCCAGGAGGUUGGUGGCGUGAAGGCUGCACCUGAUGUGCUCGACGUUGCUAUCGUCGGUGGAGGCAUGGUGGGCUUGGCCGUUGCUUGUGCAUUGUCCAAUAUGCCAUUGACAAAACAUCUCAGAGUCGCCAUUAUUGAUAGCAACCCUGCAUUGAAGUCAAGAAAUCACCUGACUAAAAACAGUAUACCUGAUUCUAGGGUCAGUACUGUUACUCCUGCAACCAUUUCCUUCUUCAAAGAUAUUGGUGCAUGGGAGCAUGUUCAACAGCAACGGCAUGCUUUCUUUGGUAAAAUGCAGGUGUGGGAUUACACUGGACUUGGAUACACAAGGUAUAAUGCAAGAGAUGUGGGCAAAGAAUACCUUGGAUGUGUGGUGGAGAACAAGGUGCUUUGCAACUCACUGCUCUUACGUUUUCAGGAAGAAUUGGAUGACAUCGAAAGUGUGAUAUACCCUACCAGAUUGGUGUCCCUUACUUUCCCAUCGAUUAGCAAACAAGCGGGAAUGAAGCCAACAUCAAGUGAACCAUUAUCCGCAGGUCAUGCUACAGAAGAGUUACAUCGCAGUAAUUUAGUUAAACUCGACCUCAGUGAUGGAAGGACUUUAUAUUCCAAAUUGGUGAUAGGAGCUGAUGGUUCCAAGUCCAAUGUUAGACAGAUUGCAGGCAUAAAAACAACUGGGUGGAAUUAUCCGCAAAGUGCAAUUAUCUGUACAGUGGAGCAUGUUGUGGAAAAUGAUUGUGCAUGGCAGAGAUUUCUCCCUUCUGGUCCAAUCGCACUGCUUCCGAUAGGCAACAACUUCAGCAACAUUGUAUGGACAAUGAGCCCAGAGGAAUCACUUCGACAUAAGUCAAUGAGCCCUGAAGAGUUUGUGAAGUCAGUGAACCACGCAUUGGAUUUUGGCUAUGGUCCGCAUCCUCGCUCUAGUGCUCUUGACCAUUACAUGGAAAAGUUCUUUUCUGGCAUUGGGAAUACUGCAGCAUCUACAAAAGAAUGUUUUGAAGUACCACCAAAAGCAACUGGUGUAGUGUCUGAGAGAAUGGCAUUUCCAUUGUCAUUGAUGCAUUCCCAUGAUUAUGUUUCAAAAAGACUGGCAUUAGUUGGAGAUGCUGCUCAUACAGUCCACCCCUUAGCCGGCCAAGGCGUCAACUUGGGCUUUGGUGAUGCUGCUGCUUUAGCAAAAGUUAUUGCUGAAGGAGUUUCUGUGGGAUCAGAUGUCGGGGAUCUGACUUUGCUACAGCGGUACGAGAAGGACCGGAAGGCUGCCAAUGUGGCGAUGACAGCAGUGCUUGAUGGUUUCCAGAAGAUGUACUCCGUCGAUUUUGGACCCCUGAAUGUAGUGAGAGCUGCCGCGUUCCACGGUGCCCAGUACAUAUCACCGCUGAAGAGGAACAUCAUCUCUUAUGCAAUGGGCGACACGAAAUGGCCGAUAUUCUCAUGAACAAUAGUACUUAGAAACUCUACUUCUAAACUUGUAUGAUGCACCUGGUUUAUAGUUUUGGCUUGUACUGGAUCACUAAGAAACAUUGUACUAGCGGAUGCAAAGCAACAGGCAGUCAAUAAUUGUUUUGUGAAAAGAAAAUUACUCGUGCUGUUCCUUUU